AUGACACAAAGCCGAAUCACUUGUUGCGAGGACAGUCUUGAUAGUGAGUUAGAGGCAGAACUCUAUCAAAGUGUUCAUUUUGCAUCAUCUCUGGUAGAAACCCCAACCAAUGAUAGCAAAGAAGAAAAAGUUAUUAAUAAACCAAAUGAAUCCACAAGUUUGGAAUCACAGAUAGAACAAUGCAAUUUUGAUAGUCCUGAUAGACAAUCCGAAUUUGAAGAAAGAAAGCAAUUGGAUCAAGUAGAUGGUCCUCAUAAUGGACAACAGGCAAAAGAUACAUCCAAAAACCUUUAUCCAGAAGUUGAGCUGGUGUUUGCGAAAGAUGAACAGAAAAAUAAGUUAUGCAAUGUGAAGGGUAAAACUGGAGUGUUGUUUGAAGAAGCAAAAACUGAUGGUGGUGAAUCAGACAAUGGUGGUUUAUCUGACGGCAAUGGAUGGGGGAUAGUAGCUGCUGAUAUGAUUCAGCCUGUCAAGAAGGUGAAACGACUCAAUGUCCGUUGUUUUAAUUGCAAUGAAAAGGGACAUCGGACUUUAGAAUGUACAGCACAAAAGAAAGAGAAGGUCUGUUGGCUGUGCGGUGAGAUCGGCCACCUUCGAAAAUAUUGCAAAAACGACUUGUGUUUCAAUUGCAAUCGAACCGGCCAUCAAAUAAAGAAAUGUCCACAGCCUCGACGAGCUCCUCAUCACAGAUGUAGAAGAUGUCGUGCACACGGACAUUUUGAAAGUUUUUGCCCGGAUCGGUGGAGACAAUAUCAUCAUACAAUCAAUCAGGGUGAAAUGGUGCAGGCAAUACAGCCCGAGUCAAUUGAAAGACAAGACUUUUUCUGUUAUAAUUGUGGUGAAAAGGGCCAUCUCGGACAUGAGUGUUUGGAAGAGAUGCCAUUUUUUUCCUACCGUACAUUUCCUUUCGUCGUGAAAUAUGACAGGUUUACCAGCAAAUUUUCGCAAGUGGACGGAAACAAUAAAACCGACGGCAACACGAACUUGACUUCGGAACCGGGCGGCAAAAAAUCGAAGAAGAAAAAGAGGAAAAGGAAACGUGCAGCUGAGGAAGAGGCCUUUUGGGAAGAGAAAAAGGCGGGACUGAAACGAAAAAAGUUGGGGGAUAGUUCGGACACUAAGGAUCUGUCGGGGAAUCCCCGGGUUAAUUGGAGACUGUCGAGGGAGAAUCGUUGCGAUCAACUAGAGACAUUCACAGAUUUCAAUCACGUAACGUCAAACCUACCACUGCAGCCGUUGAUGGACAUCGGCGAAGUUUCCCGCGGUAAAAAGAAGAAACGGAGGAAGACAAACGCUCAUGAGCAUUUGGCGGAGGAAGGCCCCGUAAAGAAGAAAAAAGCCAAACCAAACCGAGAUAAAAGGAAAAGACUGAAAAAAAUGAAACUCCAACAGAAAUUUGGAAACAAAAUUAAUCUGGAGUCACCAACAUUCAACUCAAUCUCUGCAUCUCAUUCUACGAGAAGCGCCGCCUCGAUGGAUGGGACCCCAACUACGAUGAAUACCUCUACGAGGAAUGCCACCCCAAUCUCUAGGAGGAGGUAUGCUACGAGAAGUGCCACCUCAAUCUCUGAGACGCACCAUACGAAGAGUCCCACCUCUGCGACGAACCCUGCGAAUAGUGUCACCCUAAUGCCUGUCACGAACGCUACGAAGAAUGCCACAUCAAAUUCGUCGACGCUGUCCACGGCGAAUGCCGGCACUGAAGAGAAUAUAGUCUUUCAACUUGGAAAGGAGAAGAGACUUCUUGUCAUACAAGAGGCGGAUAAAAAACCUUGGAGGCGGAAGCACAAAAGUGCUGGGAACAAACGGAAGGUUUAUUAUAAAUAUGAUGGAUUUUUGUAGAAUAAUUAAUUUUAGUAAUUCUGCAUCAAAUCGAAUCCCCGGUUUGGGGAAGAACCUCGCCUCUCUAAUAAACUCCCUCACCAACCAUAGUUAAUGGACCAACUUCUUACUGUGCAUCUAAUCCUUCAACUACCUUGACUGCAGCUGAUAGCUAUUUCCUGAUUAGAAGACUUGGUUUUCGGAAGAAGAGGCAAAAACGUACGAUUUAUGCACGUAAAAUGCAACUUCAGUCUUUCGUCCCCUACUUGAAUUCAACCUACACAUUUAUCAUUAAGCCUGCGAUUAGAAAAUUUAGGCCGAAAAAUACGUGAUAACAUGAUGAUAUCGAUAAUAAUACAAAUAAUUACCUUUUUUUACCUAAUUUAUUCAUUGUAAACAUUACCCUUGGAGGUGUGGUUAUUAUUCAACUCUCAACCAAUCAUCGUUCACUUCUUUAUCGUCGCUACUUAAGUCACGUGUGC
Dendronephthya gigantea is the source of this 2303-nucleotide messenger RNA. RefSeq names its product zinc finger CCHC domain-containing protein 7-like. Bases 1 to 1842 code for a protein of 613 amino acids. The transcript is spliced from 11 exons. NCBI's taxonomy places the organism in Eukaryota, Metazoa, Cnidaria, Anthozoa, Malacalcyonacea, Nephtheidae. The record is from RefSeq and is a predicted model, not a curated record. Gene Ontology annotation, molecular function: nucleic acid binding; zinc ion binding.